AUGCGGGCGGCCGGAGACCCCCCUCCCGCGGCAGCGGCAGCGGCAGCGGCAGCGGCAGGAGACCCCGGAGACCGCUACCUCCAGACCUGCUUCUCCAGGGACAAAGUUUGCCUGUCGUUCGGCCUGUGGCUGCUGUCCGCGCUCUUCUGCACCGCCCAACACGCGCUGCUUUUCUACUUGAGAUGCGGAAAGAACUCCAGGCCGGACAGGUCUGUUCUUGGUGUUAUUUACUGCUUUGCGGGCAGUCUGUGCAACACAACUGGAGCUCUUCUUUGCAAGCAACUCCCUAUCCAGGUUUUCACCGGUGCUUAUCUGGCAGCCACAGAUGUCCUGAACUUUCUAUUGAUCCUUUUUCCUCUCUGUGGCUCCAAAUUCAAGCCUAAGGCAGGUCGGAGCUCUCAGGGGAGGAAGAGUAGGAGGAAGCUUAAUGCUAGCCUGUUUGCCCUCAUUGUGCCUCUUAGUGUGGGCACAGGCUGGUUCAUCCUGAUGCCUGCCUCCUGGUCAACUGUGGAGUUCCGGGGGCCACAGAGAAGGCUACUUGGCACACUGCUCCAGGAAAAUAGUGAGGUCCUGGGCUGCAUCCUGGGAGUCAUUGCUGUGAUUAUCACCUGGACCUCCAGGAUCCCCUUAUUCGCCAAAAUAUGUCAGGGGGAAGCUUGCCCGGCGCUUCGCCUGUGGGCCAACCUCUUCUCGGCCGUGGCCAGCUUCCUGUACGCCUCCACCAUCGUGGCCCACAACCGGCAGCCGGAAUACCUGGUGCGUGCCGUGCCCUGGUUCCUGAUCGCACUGGGCUCUGCGGCGCUCGACUUGGCCAUUAUUUUCCUUUCCUGUGUGAUGAAAAGCAAGCUGAGUCAGAUGCUGGGUUUCCCAGUGGAAGGAACGGAGGCCGCUGACACGGAGGCUCUCCUGACUUGUGCUGCGAAGGAGGAUGACGAGAAACAGGAAGGAGAAGGAGAAGACAAGAAUUCAGAUUGGGUGCCACUCAACAUACUUCCAAACAACAAGUACCUUAAGAAGAUGGCAGCCAUCGGCCGUUACAUGGAGCUGACCAUCGAACACGUUCAGGAGGUCGGCUGCGGCGCGACGCGACUGCCAGGAGACGGGCAGACCAGCGCUGGAGAAGUUGCCCCGCAGGACCCUCCGUCUCUGCUCGAGCCUCCAGCCUACCCGCCCAUCCAGGUCAUCCACGCCAAAGUCUCUUCCUCUAGCUCUUCCGAAGUCUCCUCCAUCAACUCCGAACUGGAGCAAAAAUAUUGGGAAGCCCUAAAUUCAGAACAGUGGGACUUCGAAGACGUGAACCUUCAGUGGAGCAAAAACAACUUGGAAAUGCCCAGGGUUCAGCCUCUCCGGGGUUCAGGACUCAGAACGCCGACUCCGUCGGACUCGUAACGUCUCGAGGCCAAGCCAUCUGAGAUGUGUCAGCACCUCCUCCGAUUCCGUAUCCAGUGGGUACUCGGGAAAUAUUCGUCAUGAUAGGGAUGAUAUUUCCUCGCUCCUGGGGCAACCUCCGGGCCAAGCCCAGCACCACUAGGAAGCUUAAAUCCGAAGGUGAAUGGACUCUUUGCUCUACCGAUAACACCCACACCUUAGGGGGAAGCAGCACGGUGUAGUGGAUAGAGCCCCAGGCCUGGGAGUCAGGAGGUCUUGUGUUCUA
Messenger RNA from Ornithorhynchus anatinus (platypus), 1654 nucleotides. RefSeq names its product transmembrane protein 44 (gene TMEM44). NCBI's taxonomy places the organism in Eukaryota, Metazoa, Chordata, Mammalia, Monotremata, Ornithorhynchidae. Bases 1 to 1389 code for a protein of 462 amino acids. The record is from RefSeq and is a predicted model, not a curated record. The transcript is spliced from 11 exons.